Messenger RNA from Cladocopium goreaui, 3148 nucleotides. Lineage: Eukaryota; Dinophyceae; Suessiales; Symbiodiniaceae. The record is from the annotation of a GenBank genome assembly.
AUGGCGCCAAAGAGGGAACUGAAACCUACCCCGAGUGAUGAUUCUGAUGUGCAAUUCGUUCCAAACAGAGCCUCGCGGUCUUUCCAAGCCCCAGCCUUCAACUUGGCUAGCAUGAUGUCUUCUGGUGGGCCCCCUGCGUCAACGACCAGAACCCCUACCAUGCCUUCGGGGAUUGCCAGAACUGGGACGAGUGCAAGGAGCGCGGCCUCGACCACCAGGGCAGACUUGAUGCCUGAACCCGUCCACUCUUCCGAUGAUUCCUCGCAGAAGGCGGCACCAUUCCAGUACCUGAUUGAAGGUGACAGCUACGCUUCUUACAGGUCACAGACCUUUGAGAUCCACGAUUCGGUGUACCCUCCUGAAUCGUAUUACCCAGACAACCAGCUUGGCCUUCUCGAGUCCCCGCCGAAGAUGGACUACGUGGCCGACACCCAGAUGGAUGCAGAUUCAGAUGCCUUGCCCCAGGAUGACUCCAACCCCGAACUCCACCGUGGGUUUGCCCACGAAGACCUGAGUCCCGUCCUUGAAGAGUGUGCCAUGGAUGACUGUGAGGAGAUGGAGACUCUUUUUUUGGCCGAGAAGGGUUCUCCUAUCCCUGAAGAUGCCUAUGCCUCCGCAGCAUAUGAUGCUACUCCAGAGGUGCCUGAUCAUGGGGUGACUGAACCUUCGGUGGCAGCCAGUCCGCCCAGUCCUGUUGAGUCUUUGGAGGUUGAAGAUUCUCCUAAGCCUGUUGACCCCACACAGGGCUUGGAAAGUCCUCAGGAGACUCCUGCUGUUGUUUCCCCUGAACGAGUGGAAAAGAAAAAGUGUGAAAGUGGAGGGUCGGCUCACAAGAGAAAGGCCCCCAAGGCCAAGGCAAAAACGCAGUCAAAAGCAAAGGCGAAGGCGAAGGCGAAGGGUCAAGGGAAGGGUAAAGCGAAAAAGGCCCCUGGAGGACCUGCAAAGCCCAAGGGGAACAUGAAAAAGAAAGACGAGAUCGAACGGAAGCUGCACAGUGUUUACUCCUGUGCCCACUCACAUGCAUCCAAAGUUGCAAAGAUGUCGAAGGAGGAUGCCAAGAAGAUGGCCCAUGAUGCACGCCGGGAGCGCCCCAGCAGAUAUCACAUUUUGGUUGUUGUGACCAUGUUGGAAGAUCUAAAGGCAGAAGUCGUUGCAGAAGGGACGACGGAGGAAACCAACUACAAGAAGUUUUCGGACUUUUGCAGCAGCACUCAGAAGGCCAAGGAGGAUGCUGUGAAAUUGGGUGAAGAUAAGUCAGAGGAGCAUACGGCGGGCAUCACCCAAAAGACCAGCAGCUAUGAGGAGACGCUGGCGGAAAUCGAGGAAAGGAAGACCAAAGGGGAGACGUUGAGCUCGGAGAAAGAGGCCAGCGUGGCGCAGUGCAAAGACGACCAGGAGAGCUUCGAAAGUUCCGAGGCGGACCUGGCCGCCGCGGUGGUGGGCUUGGAGUCGGCCGUCUCCAAGAGCGAGUCAUUGGUCCAGCUUGGCCAUCUGCAGAAGAGUUUGGACCUGGCGGAGGCGCUGGGCUUUUUGCAGAGCCAGAAGAAAGCGCAAACCCUGUCGCUGCUGCAAGCUGCGCCCUGGUUGGAAGAGGCGGGAGCCGAGUACAACAAGAAGGAUUACGCCUUCCAGUCUGCCGGGGUCGUCUCGACCUUGCAAGAUCUCUUGAAAGAGUUCCGGGAAGAGAGGAGUAAGGGCCAGGAAGAGUGGAAGAAGACCAAACAGGCAUGUUCCGAUUUCGAAACCUCGCGCAGCAAAGAGAUCUCCGACAACAGCGCCGCCAUUAGCGCCGCGGAGACGACGGCGGCCACGUUGAAGGGCGACGUGGCGGAUGUGAAGCAACUGCUGCUGGAGACGCAGAACAGCCUGAAGGAUGACCGCGCCUACCUUGCCGAGCUGAAGACCAGCUGCAGCAGCCGUGACAGCGACUUCCAGCAGCGCAGCAAGAUGCGAAGCGACGAGACGAAGGCCAUCGAACAGGCGAUCCAAGUGAUGAAGGAGAAGGCUAUGACCGAUGAGGCCGCAUCCUUCCUUCAGACCGAGAGCCAUGAGAGCCACGAGCGCCAGCACUUUGAGGCCACGGCGCGGCGUGCCGCGUCAGGCACCUCGGCCAGCACGGCGCUGCGCGGCGCCGCGGCGGCGGCGCUGCAGCGCCGGGCGGCGGAGCUGCAGAGCCGACGCCUCGCGGGGCUGGCGCUGCGCAUGCAACGGGAACCGGACAGCGUGGCGGUGAACCCCUUGCAAGCCGUAAAGGACAUGGUUCAGGGCCUCGUAAAUCAGCUCCUAGAGGAAGCAGCAAAGCAAGCCACGCAGAAAGGCUUCUGCGACUCGGCCAUGGGCAAGGCCACCAUGGAGCGCGAGCGACGCCUGCGCGAAGCCAAGAAGCUGAGCGCCAAGCUGGGCUCGUUACAUUCCCAGAGAUCUGAGCUGUUGGAGGAGAACGAGCUCUUGAAGGACGAAGUGGCGAACUUGGAGAAGGAUCUCUUGGCCGCCACGGAUCUGCGCACGGAUGAGUCCAAGGAGAACUUGAAGGAAAUCAAGGAGGCCAAACAAGGCUUUGAGGCGACCAAGGAGGCUAUCGAGACCCUGGUGGCCUUCUAUAAAAGUGCGGCGCGCAAGGCGGCAAACCACGACAAGGCAGCGGCCGUGCUGGUGCAAACCACAGAGGAGCCUGAGGCCGGCUUUGAAGGCAGCUACGGCGGCAAGCAGACGGCGGCCAAGGGAGUGAUCUCGAUGUUGGAGGUGGUGCGGGACGACUUCGAAAAGUCUGCCAGCACAACCAAGGACUCAGAGGAUAAGGCAGCAGAUGAGUUUUCCAAACUGAAGUUGCAGUCCAAGACCGACAUCGCGGGGAAGACCACGCAGAAGAAGCUCAACGAGGAAGAGCUCGAGAAUGCGGAGAACGAGCUGAAGAGCGGCAAGACGCAGCUGCAGACCACCAUGGACCUCCUGGAUGGCGCACUGCGCACGCUGGAGGACCUGAAGCCGCAGUGCGUGGACAGCACCAUGAGCUACGAGGAACGCAAGGCCAAGAGAGAAGAAGAGUUGGAGGCCCUGAAGACAGCAAUGUGUACCUUGGAUAAGGAGGGCGUUGAGCCAAUGUGCAAAAAGUAGACCCAAUCGACGCGACACGACGUCGAGAGCUGAG